Molecule: messenger RNA, 1482 nt
Organism: Colletotrichum orchidophilum
Lineage: Eukaryota; Fungi; Ascomycota; Sordariomycetes; Glomerellales; Glomerellaceae
Product: COP9 signalosome complex subunit 2
Exons: 3
Coding region: 1-1482 (493 amino acids)
Biological process (GO): protein deneddylation
Cellular component (GO): COP9 signalosome
Source: RefSeq, a predicted model, not a curated record
AUGUCUGACGACGAGGACUUCAUGCAAGAGUCCGAUGAGGAGCAGUACGACUUUGAGUACGAGGAGGAUGACGAUGAAGACUCUGGAGACGUUGGCAUCGAGAACAAAUACUACAAUGCGAAGCAACUCAAGCUUACCGAUCCCGAGGAUGCCAUCGCCGAAUUCUUGGGCAUACCACCGUUAGAGGAGGAAAAGGGCGAAUGGGGCUUCAAGGGCUUGAAACAAGCCAUUAAGCUCGAGUUCAAGCUGGGACAGUAUGAAAAGGCGACGGAACAUUAUGCCGACCUAUUGACCUACGUCAAGUCAGCCGUGACGCGAAAUUACUCUGAGAAGUCGAUCAACAAUAUGCUGGACUACAUUGAGAAGGGAUCAGACGGACCCAAAGCGGUGGCGUGCGUCGAAAAGUUCUAUUCACUCACACUCGAGAGCUUUCAAAGCACGAAUAACGAGAGGCUAUGGCUGAAGACGAACAUCAAGCUGGCCAAACUUCUCCUCGAUCGCAAAGAUUACAACACAAUUACCAAAAAGCUGCGAGACCUACAUAGAGCCUGUCAGAAGGAAGAUGGCAGCGACGAUCCUAGCAAGGGCACCUAUUCUAUGGAGAUAUACGCCCUCGAGAUCCAGAUGCACGCCGAGACCAAGAACAACAAACAGUUGAAGAGACUAUAUCAGCGCGCCCUGAAGGUCAGGUCGGCUGUCCCUCACCCCAAGAUUAUGGGAAUCAUUCGCGAAUGCGGCGGAAAGAUGCACAUGAGCGAGGAGAACUGGGCCGAGGCGCAGACGGACUUCUUCGAGUCCUUCCGCAACUAUGAUGAGGCUGGCUCGCUCCAGCGGAUCCAAGUGCUCAAGUACCUGCUUCUAACGACGAUGCUUGUCAAGUCCACCAUCAACCCGUUCGACUCGCAAGAGACGAAGCCGUACAAGCAGGAUCCCCGAAUAACUGCCAUGACCGACUUGGUAGACGCCUACCAGCGGGACGAUGUCCAUGCCUACGAAAACGUCCUUCAAAAAAACCAGGACAUUCUUGCUGACCCCUUUAUUGCCGAGAAUAUUGACGAAGUGACGCGCAACAUGCGCACUAAGGGUGUCUUGAAGCUCAUCGCUCCCUACACACGCAUGAAGCUGUCAUGGAUCGCCAAGCAACUCAAGAUCUCAGAGCCCGAGGUCCAGGACAUACUGGGCUUCCUCAUUGUUGACGGCAAGAUUGAGGGCAAGAUUGACCAGCAAGCCGGCACCCUCGAGAUCCAGUCAGACGCGGACAGCGACCGCACCAAAGCUCUGUACGAGCUGACGCAGUCCGUCUCUAACCUAUACACCACCAUGUUCAAGGAGAGUGAAGGCUUCCGAUCAACCGAGUUCCCAACGGAUGAGCAGGCCAUGGAGAUGAUGGGUGGCGGCAUGACACCCAGAAGCGGCGGUCCGCGAGGACAACCGCGGGGUGUUGGACGGAAAGGCAAGGGUGUGAUGCCCAUGUGGACAUGA